AUGGACCCAGGACUCAACGAACUCCUCAAAUGGGGCGUCGAAAACUCCUCCACGACCGCCAAUGACCCAUCCGCUGCUCCUCCCGAAAACCGCGGUCUCAACCCCGACGCCAUCAAUGCCCUCUUCGGCGGACCCAGCGACGCAGACCUGAUGCGCGCAUCCAUGGCCGCAAUCCUCUCCACCGACCCGGAGAUCAGCGUCGACGACAAGCUCGUCGCGUUCGACAACUUCGAGCAAUUGAUCGAGAACCUAGAUAAUGCGAACAAUCUGGCGCCAUUGGAGUUGUGGACUCCGCUGUUGAGCUGUUUGCAGCAUGAGGAGAGCGAGUUGAGGAAGAUGGCGGCUUGGUGCGUGGGCACGGCGGUGCAGAAUAAUGAGAAGAGUCAGGAGAAGUGUCUUGAGAUGGGAGGCAUUCCGCCGUUGGUUAAUUUGGCCACGGGGGAGAAGGAGGAUAGUCAGGUUAGGAGGAAGGCGGUUUAUGCGCUGAGUUCGGCGUGUAGGAAUUAUCAGCCUGCUAUGGAUGUGCUGACGGAGGAGUUGGGCAAGACGGGCAGGAGUGGAGAGAAGGUUGAUGCUGCGAAUAUGGAUGCUUGUGACGUGUUGAUUGGAGGGUUGAGGGAAGAGGCUGCUAAAGCAGCAUAG
This is a messenger RNA of Mollisia scopiformis, 642 nucleotides long. Its product is annotated as Fes1-domain-containing protein. The transcript has a single exon. Gene Ontology annotation, molecular function: protein binding. NCBI's taxonomy places the organism in Eukaryota, Fungi, Ascomycota, Leotiomycetes, Helotiales, Mollisiaceae. The record is from RefSeq and is a predicted model, not a curated record. Bases 1 to 642 code for a protein of 213 amino acids.